This is a messenger RNA of Paramecium sonneborni, 1383 nucleotides long. Lineage: Eukaryota; Ciliophora; Oligohymenophorea; Peniculida; Parameciidae. The record is from the annotation of a GenBank genome assembly.
AUGGAUAGAGCAAAAGAAGAACAUAAUAUUAAAUAAAAGGCAUCAACACCUUCUUUUUUAAUUAAAACUUACGACAUUCUAGAAGUAAUCAAAUAUUAUCUAUAUUUUUAAUGUAGAAUCCUGAUUAUAAUGAUAUUAUAUCUUGGAAUGAAGAAGGUACUGCAUUUGUUGUAAAAAAUGUUAAUGAAUUGGCUGAGAAAGUACUAUGACCUAAAAAUAGAAUAGGUAUUGCCUAACCAUUUCAAACAUAAUAAUUAUGCUUCUUUUGUAAGAUAAUUGAAUAUGUAUGAUUUUCAUAAAAUGAAAAAUGAAGGGGGAGAUAAUGAAUUUAGACAUAAAUAUUUUUAGAGAGGAAAUAAGUAAUCAUUAAUUCUUAUGAUAAACAGACAUUUACUAUGUGAAAUUAAGAGAAAAUAAGGAGAUUAGGUUGAGUAGUUUGACGAUAGAAAUUAAAAUUCAAGUUAGAAUUGUAAAAUUAUUUGUCAUUUAUAAUAGCCAAUAAUUCCAUGGAAGUAGAUAUGUCUAAGCUAAAAAAUGAUUAUUAAUUUUUUCUUAAUGAAAUGUUAGGCAUUAAAGGAAAGUAACAUGAAUUACAAAAAGCAUUAAUCUUAAUAAUGACUUAAAACGAUCAUUUGAUCAAUGAAAAUAAAUUAUUGUGGCAAGUAAUCAAUUAUAACUUAAUAAUUUCCUUAGGAAAUCAAAAGAAUUCGGGAAACUGACGAAAGAAAAAUUGACACUUUAUCUUACUUAUUAGCCACAUUAAUUACUAACAUGAAUUAAUCUUAAAACUAAUAAACUGUCCAAUAACUUGUAGGUGUCUAAGUACCACAAUAAACUUAAAUUCCACAACAAGAGCCAAGUAAUGUAUUAUUUAAAAAAAUAGAUAAUCAUGUUGAUCAAUAGUUUAAUAAUCUUUUAAAUCUUUAACAAUUAAAUCAAAAUAGUAUUAUAUUUAAGUAAAUUAAAAGAGCCUGGAUAGUAAAAGGAUCCAAAAUAAAUUUAAGAACAUAAUUCAUUUCUGGAAAAAAUUAUGAAAACAUAAUAGUAAUAAGAAUAGUAGUUGCAAUCAAGUAAAUAUAUUUUAUCUUAUAUUAUAGUCAAAUAAGAUAUUUCUUAAUAUGAUAACAGUUUUAUGAAAAAACAAUGCAAUAAUUAAUUUUAAAGAUAACCACAACACAUGGAUUCUAAUUUCAUGGUAUAAUAAAAUAGUCAAGCCUUGAUUUAAUGUAAGUUUUUGUUGAAUUUGUAGAACUUAUGAGCCUCUCUUAAUAAUAAUAAUCACAGUAAUAGUAGCAAUAAGGUCAAUAAUUCUAGAACAAUUUUUAGAAUUAUUUUGGAUAAAAUAAGGGUAAUGAAAAUUUUAGAGGAUUUCCAUUUUUAUGA